Molecule: messenger RNA, 207 nt
Organism: Pochonia chlamydosporia 170
Lineage: Eukaryota; Fungi; Ascomycota; Sordariomycetes; Hypocreales; Clavicipitaceae
Exons: 1
Coding region: 1-207 (68 amino acids)
Source: RefSeq, a predicted model, not a curated record
AUGAUGUGCCAAAAUCGGCAACAUCGUGUCAGAUACUGCUACGCGAGCGGAGGAUUGGAUGGCCGCACAAACACGACGUCUUAUUUCGCACGAAUCAGAUACGGCAUGGCGAGUAGUAUCUUGAAAUGCUGCUUUCUAUUCCAUGCUUUGAACGACACUGGCCAAGCCCCCAGGAAUCUCGAAUUGCAGUACCUCAUAUCUGCCUAA